Aspergillus nomiae NRRL 13137 is the source of this 612-nucleotide messenger RNA. RefSeq lists its product as uncharacterized. The coding region runs from base 1 to 612 and encodes 203 amino acids. Lineage: Eukaryota; Fungi; Ascomycota; Eurotiomycetes; Eurotiales; Aspergillaceae. The transcript is spliced from 4 exons. The record is from RefSeq and is a predicted model, not a curated record.
AUGGCUGAGGAGUUUCAGGUGACAAUUAACCCCGAAAUUGAACCUGAAUUAUGUUUUUCGGCUUCCUCUCUCUCUUUACAUAUUUACAGCUCAAUGGUUGAGCUAAUGGAGAUUAUGAUGUGCAGUCCCUUGAUAGCGAUUCUGCUUAUAAUGACUCGGAAUAUAGAUUAUGUUAAGAACGGCCGAAGAUACCAUGUGUACCGUGAAGGCGAGUAUGCUCUGCCAAACGAUGAAGAAGAGCAAGGCCGGAUGGAUCUACUCCAUAAUAUUUAUAACUUAAUUCUUGAUGGCGAAAUCAACGUUGCCCCGAUCAAAAAUCCACAAAGAGUCUUGGAUAUUGGUGAAUAUUUCGAGAUACAAAGCUUCACUGUUGAUAUUUUUUCCGAUGACGGCUCGAUCGAAAAAGCACCUUAUACAAAACAGGUCGUUUCUCUUAUCCAAGAGGCGAGUGCCAAGUUUGGCAAACCUAUGGACAACUUGGAUACAUGGCCCGCUGCGAUGAAAGAGUCUGGCUUCACAGAUGUAGUCUGCAAGAUUGUGAAAGCGCCUUCGAGUCCCUGGGCUAAGGAUCCGAAACAAAAGGAGAUUGGCAGAUUUUUCCAGGCUCACUAA